AUGGAAGAACUAAAUGGAAAUGAUUUAUCUGCUAGUGAAUCUGAAAAUGAAAAUAGAGAUACACCUAUAUUAGCGAUGGAAGACAAAAAUGGUCUUAAUAGUGAUGUAGAAAAGAGAGAAGAAAAUGAGAUAUUGCCACCAAUUCAAAUCGAUUUACAAGAGCUUCAACAUAACGAUGGUAGUGCGAUAGCCAAAGAAGCUCGGGAAGCUUCGGAACGUUUAUCAAAUAUAAUCAAAACAUUAAAAGAACAUGCAACGAGUGUCUUAAAAGAUAUCGAGGACUUAGAGAAGGAAUUGGGUAACGAUAGUGGAGGUGGGGGUGGUGGUGGUGGUGGUAGUGGAGGUGGGGGUGGCGGUGGCGGCGGAAGCGGUGGAGGUGGUGCAGAUAAUACUCCAAGUGGUGGAAGUGGAGCACCUGAUGGUAGUAAUGAAGCUAACACAAAGGUGGUAGUUUGCAGUGGUAGUAAGACGGGAGAUAAUACGAACACAGGUAAUGGAAGUGGUGGUUCAAAUAACAAUGGAACUGAACCCACACAGGAGCCGAAUAGUGGUGGCAAUCCAGAUAGUGGUAAACAAAGUAAUCCACCACAAGGUAAACCAUGCCCAUCAGGUUAUGUGCCAAAACAUGUGCAAACGCCACAACAACCGUUCAUUAUAAAUGAAUGGGGUGCACCGGUUAAAGGCGAUUAUGAUGCCAUAUACCAAGCGCGUAAUGAUUUUAUGCAACAGGCACAAGAAGCCGUUUCACAAUGGAGAGAUCAAAUCGAAAGUUGUAAACAUGUACUUGAUGAAGCGGUUGCUCAAGCUGCUCAAAAUGAACAUGACACACAAAUGGCAAAUGUAGCUGUUACUAGAGCAUUGGAUGAUAGUAAAUCAGAUAUGAGAGUUACGGAUAGUUCAAAUAAUCAAUAUGGGGGUAACUUCAACGAUGCAGCACCGCCUGCUGCAUGCUGCCUCUCAACUCUUCAAAAUGGCAAAUCUAACGUAGGAAGUAUAGUUAAUGCUAAUGGCAUAAGUGGAGCAACAAGUUCUGGAGGUUGCCAUCAUAAACCACCAGUUAACUCGAACAAUAAUAAUAAUAACAAUGCCAAUAAUAACAAUAAUAAUAGUGCCAAUAACAAUAAUGCUAAUAAUAAUAAUAAUAAUUAUAAUAAUAAUGGAAAUGGUAAUAACAAUAAUGGAAACAAUAGUAAUAGAAACAAUAGUAAUGGAAACAAUAAUAAUGGGAACAAUAAUAAUGGAAACAAUAAUAAUGGAAACAAUAAUAAUGGAAACAAUAACAAUGGGAACAAUAAUAAUGCGAACACUAAUAACAAUGCCGACAAAAAAACGAGCCUAAAAAAACCCCGAUCUUAUAGAUUAAGAAAACGAUAUGGAAACUAUGAUCGUUUACUUGAGAAAAAUUCUAAUCUCUUAGGUUCUAUUUUUUAA
Messenger RNA from Teleopsis dalmanni, 1431 nucleotides. RefSeq lists its product as uncharacterized. Lineage: Eukaryota; Metazoa; Arthropoda; Insecta; Diptera; Diopsidae. The transcript is spliced from 2 exons. Bases 1 to 1431 code for a protein of 476 amino acids. The record is from RefSeq and is a predicted model, not a curated record.